ACGCGCUCUGGUCGGAAGGCAUACCUAAUGAAGCGCGUUCCAGUCGCGAUGCUCCAUGGUAGCUGCUUCAUCCGCGUCAUUGGACGAACGACGGAUCGUCGACAAUGAGACGCCAAGAGCACUGGACCUCAAUUGCAGCCACGUCGCUUUGCUCGAGAGCACAUUCUUUACUUCAGCUUUCCCCCUGGAUAUCACCGGAACCCGGGUUGAAAGGCGGCGAUGCCGGUAGCCACCAGGAAACGACUUGGUCGGCCGACAAAAAGUCAAGCUGCGGGGGACGACGACAAGGCUUUACCGACCAGCAGAAUCGAUGAGCUUCCGGCGGGAACCCGGCGCAGCAAGCGUCUCGGUCAUGUUGAUGUGGAAGACAUUAGACAUUUCGAGGCCAUACGAGUAAAGAGGAGACGAAGAAGUCAGAAGGCUGUGGAGGGAGGAGAAGAAGAAGAAGAAGAAGAAGAAGAUCAGGUGGACACAGACCAAGGCAGCGUCAUAGAAGACGACCAAGGCGACGACGACGACGACCAGGGCACGGAAGACGGCCAAAACGAAGAAGGAGAAGACGGAGAAGAAGCAAUAGACGACCAUCGCGAAAACGCAGCUCUACUUCUGGCAACGGAGGCGCCUGCCGAACCACCAACUGCCAGAAAACGAGGCCGGCCGAGAAAGAUACGUGAGGAUCUCCGGGUAGAUACGUUGCGUAAGGAAGCAACAAAUACCCAUCGCACGAAUGCGAGCCGUGUCGGGAAGGGGCAGACGACUCAAGAGUCAAGUCGAUCUUCGAGAAUGAAGGCGAAGAAACAAAGUAAAGGCUUGCCGAAUCCCGAAGCUUCACAACCAACGCCAGACCCGGAUAACGAGGACGAACCAGCCGCCACUGCAAAGGUCAGGACGGACAAUUAUGAGUUUGCGAGUAGUCCACCUAGAGGGUCUGCCGUCGCAGUUGACCUUACAAUGUCAUCAUACCAAGAGGCUGAAUCGUCCGAUUCGCGAUCAGAUUCAGAGAACCCUGACACCGGCAAUGGGUUGUUUGUUGAGCGCGAGAUUCAGAGUGCAGAUGAGCAGGGCACAUAUGAGGAGGGCACAUAUGAGGAGGGCACAUAUGAGGAGGGCACAUAUGAGGAGGGCACAUAUGAGGAGGGCACAUAUGAGGAGGGCACAUAUGAGGAGGGCACAUAUGAGGAGGGCACAGAUGAGGAGGGCACAGAUGAGGAGGGCACAGAUGAGGAGGGCACAGAGAAGGGCGACGAGGAGGGUGAUGAUGAUGAGCAACUUUACAACGAUCCGACUAUGGCUGAGUUGCCGCCGUCUGCACAAGCAAGGGAAGAUGCUGCCUAUCCGGGCGACACAGACUCCCAAAUGGAGCCACAACCAGUAGAGGCAACUGCGCAGAUUCGUCGUUUUGUCGGUGAUCUGGACCCGCCAACUCCUGACCUCUUCCCUGAGGUUGACUACGAGUACCCGGACGAUCAUUUUAUCUUUCACAAGCCUGAAGAUCAAGACCGAUUGACCGCGGCGCCGGUCAAAUCACCAUCCCUGAAGAGCAUCAAGGAGUUGAUGAACGGAGUGGGUUGGACUCGUUCCAAGGAUGGAAGAGCAGUUGACCUUACAACUGGGCCGGCGCAGCUCUCGCAGAAGACCCAGCCUCUAUGGGACCGCAUUCAAUCACUCAACAUCUUCUGGGAAGGAGCCCCUCGCGCGCCCCUGUUUAGCAGACAAUGCGACUAUUUGCAUUCGAUCAAUGUAGAUGCGGUCGAUGCCAGGCUCACUUUCAAGGAAGUCGACAAGCUUGUUCAUAAAAUAGCCACGAAAGCGAAGAAGCCCAGCCCCGGCGACGAAUCUGAUAUGCCGGCCCCACGUUUCGUCAAGGAGCUGUACGAAAGUAUCAUCCCUUUACUUGUGGUUACCCUUGGGAAUGUAUUCCGAAAGGGUACUGACCACGAUGGAUCCCAAUAUGCCGGAACAUUCACGAAGCCGAUGCUGCAAAUCAUGCACAGACUGGUUGCUUGGAUUCAGAAGCUGUACUAUGGCAUGCUCUCAAACCUUGCGAGGAGGAGACAGAAGGAACAACUGCUAUCCAAGAAGCUCAGCCGAGAAAAGCUCGCCGUGUAUUUGAAAGGCUUCAAACUAGAGCUGGAUAUGACUUGGAACAAGGUCAAUCACACGAUUCAGCGGCAACGACUCUACGAGCAGCGGUCUCUUGAAAAGAAACAGAAGGAACAGCGAGAACGACACGAGUACGAAGAGACUAGACGACGACAACGGGAAUUUUGUGAUAGGCGACUGGAGGAGCGGAUUGCAGCCGAGAAAGCACGGAGAGGGAUAAGCUCCCCGCAACAGAGUCAAAGAGGCAGGCACGAGAGACAGCAGCGCGUGCCAGUGAAUCGCCAUCUAGAGGCAACGCGAGGAUCGGUGGAUGCUGAGCCCUGUGCCUGGCCUGAAGCAGAUGCCAAGUGGCUUCUGCAGACGUUGUCCGCAAGGCCAGACACCGACUCUCAAGCGCUUGCAAUGAUGCUUGAACGCAGCGAAGACGAUGUCAUAGCCAUGAUCAGUUUGCUCAAGCAAAGCGCCAGAGCACACGCAGCACAGAGAGGCAAGGAGGUUCCGGCAUUUGCAGCUGUUUGAGCUGGAAAGGGCCGCCUGUUGGGGAUACACUAGCUGCGAGUUUAUUGUUUUUGAGGAUACCCACGCGUUCAUAUCGAGCGUCUCAAUAUCAUUAUUUCGGGCAUACAAGAAAGCCUGC
Colletotrichum godetiae is the source of this 2740-nucleotide messenger RNA. RefSeq lists its product as uncharacterized. The coding region runs from base 220 to 2622 and encodes 800 amino acids. The transcript has 2 exons. The record is from RefSeq and is a predicted model, not a curated record. NCBI's taxonomy places the organism in Eukaryota, Fungi, Ascomycota, Sordariomycetes, Glomerellales, Glomerellaceae.